AUGGAAGAAAAGGACAGGCCAGGACGCUUGAUAUUCAGGCGGCCGCUGUUGAGUGAACGCCUACUGCGCUAUCAGCCGUGGAACCUCUCCUUUCCCGACGACUUCAGUGCGCUGUGCGAGGAGCGGCAGCCAGAGCUGUCGCAGGUGUUCAGCCUAGCUGCCUCACUGUACGCCGCCUAUCGCGUCUACUGGUACACUGCCGCUGAGUACAUCGAUUUAUUAUACGAAGAUGAAUUCAAGACUGUAGACGAGGAGUGGCAGCUGGAGGACAGAAGCAGCGCUACACUCUCCGUGGACACUGACUGCGUGCAGCUGUUGGCGAACGCCCUGGACCACCCCACGUGUCCGCUGGAAGACCUGCCUCUGGAAGCAGUUAAGCAGCGCGAGCAGUGCCGUGUGCAGCUGUGGGACGACGUGGUGCAGAGGUCGCCCCACAUACCUGUGACCAGCUACUUGGCCUACACGCAGAGGGUGAACGUCAACCUCUGUCUGCUGGCCUGGAUGGCAGUCAACUCGUACAGCAUUUGUCAGGGCGUCCCGUUUAAUGGAUGCCUGGGCGACGGAGACGCCGACCGCUCAGCCACGCAGCCUGCACAGCUGUGA
This is a messenger RNA of Schistocerca americana (American grasshopper), 603 nucleotides long. RefSeq lists its product as uncharacterized. The transcript is spliced from 4 exons. The coding region runs from base 1 to 603 and encodes 200 amino acids. The record is from RefSeq and is a predicted model, not a curated record. Lineage: Eukaryota; Metazoa; Arthropoda; Insecta; Orthoptera; Acrididae.